Messenger RNA from Euleptes europaea (tarantolino), 2205 nucleotides. It is a transcript of the gene CRMP1, whose product is annotated as collapsin response mediator protein 1. Gene Ontology annotation, molecular function: hydrolase activity, acting on carbon-nitrogen (but not peptide) bonds, in cyclic amides. Bases 1 to 2073 code for a protein of 690 amino acids. The transcript has 15 exons. The record is from RefSeq and is a predicted model, not a curated record. Lineage: Eukaryota; Metazoa; Chordata; Lepidosauria; Squamata; Sphaerodactylidae. Gene Ontology annotation, cellular component: cytosol; cytoplasm.
AUGGCGGAGCGGCGUCGGGCGUGGCAGCAGGAGGACGACCUGCCGGUGUACCUGGCGCGGCCCGGCACGACGGCGCAGACGCCGCGGCAGAAGUACGGCGGGCUGUUCGCGGCGGUGGAGGGCGCCUACGAGAACAAGACCAUCGACUUCGACGCCUACAGCGUGGGCCGGAAGGGCGGCCGCACGCCGCGCAGCGCCAGCCGACACGACCUGCUCCUGCCCGACGGCGCGCCCGCAGACGCCUGCAGCAGCAGCGGGACGGCCAGCGACGCCAGCGAGCUCUCCGGCUCCGGCCUCAGCUCGCCCGGCGCGGACAGGGACCCGCCGCCGCCCGCCCUCCGCGUCCGCCAGCCCCUCGCCAAGGACCGCCUCUGGCUGCCCGACGGUGGGCAGAGUGAUCGGCUACUCAUUAAAGGUGGACGGAUUAUCAAUGAUGACCACUCAUUCUAUGCAGACGUGUACCUCGAAGAUGGACUUAUAAAGCAAAUAGGCGAGAAUUUGAUUGUUCCAGGGGGAGUGAAGACCAUCGAGGCCAAUGGACGAAUGGUUAUUCCAGGAGGCAUUGAUGUCAAUACUUACCUCCAGAAGCCCUGCCAAGGCAUGACUGCUGUGGAUGACUUCUACCAAGGCACAAAGGCCGCGCUGGCAGGAGGAACCACCAUGAUCAUUGACCACGUCCUUCCGGAACCCGGCUCCAGUUUAUUAACCUCAUUUGAAAAAUGGCACGAGGCAGCAGACACCAAAUCGUGUUGUGAUUAUUCUCUCCACGUGGAUAUCACCAACUGGUAUGAUGGGAUUCGGGAAGAACUGGACAUCCUGGUGCAAGAUAAAGGUGUUAAUUCCUUUCAAGUCUACAUGGCCUACAAAGAUCUCUACCAAAUGACUGACAGCCAGCUCUAUGAAGCCUUUGCUUUUCUGAAAAGUCUCGGAGCUGUAAUCAUGGUCCAUGCUGAAAAUGGGGAUUUGAUAGCUCAGGAACAGAAGCGGAUGCUUGAGCUGGGGAUCACCGGCCCAGAGGGGCAUGCCUUGAGCAGGCCUGAGGAGCUGGAAGCAGAAGCGGUUUUCCGGGCCAUCACUAUUGCCAGUCGGAUCAACUGUCCAUUGUACGUCACUAAGGUCAUGAGCAAGAGCGCGGCUGACAUCAUUUCCUUGGCUAGAAAGAAAGGUGCUCUAGUUUUCGGGGAGCCAAUCACGGCCAGUCUGGGGACUGACGGGACACACUAUUGGAGUAAAAACUGGGCCAAGGCAGCCGCAUUCGUGACCUCGCCUCCUCUGAGUCUGGAUCCCACGACCCCUGAUCAUUUGACAUCCCUUCUUGCUUGCGGUGACCUGCAGGUGACGGGCAGCGGCCACUGUACAUACAGCACUGCCCAGAAGGCAGUCGGGAAGAACAACUUCACACUGAUCCCGGAAGGCGUUAAUGGGAUCGAGGAAAGGAUGACGGUGGUCUGGGAUAAGUGUGUGUCCACAGGUAAAAUGGAUGAAAACCAGUUUGUUGCAGUUACCAGCACCAGCGCAGCCAAGAUAUUUAAUCUGUAUCCACGAAAGGGCAGGAUUGCCGUGGGCUCUGAUGCGGACAUCGUAAUCUGGGACCCAGAGAAGGGGAAGACCAUCACGGCCAAAAGCCACAAGUCGGCUGUUGAAUAUAAUAUCUUUGAAGGCAUGGAAUGCCACGGGGCCCCCCUCAUAGUGAUUAGCCAAGGGAAGAUUGUAUUCGAAGACGGAAAUAUCCAUGUAAAUAAAGGAAUGGGCCGUUUCAUUCCCCGGAAGCCUCUCCCUGAGUACCUUUAUCAGCGCAUCAAAAUUAGGAGUAAGGUAACAGGAUUUCAAGGAGUAUCCAGAGGAAUGUAUGACGGGCCAGUCUACGAAGUCCCAGCAACUCCAAAGUAUGCAACUCCCGCACCUUCCACUAAAUCGUCUCCUGCCAAAAACCAGCCUCCGCCAAUCAGGAACCUCCACCAGUCUAAUUUUAGCUUAUCAGGGGCUCAGGUAGACGACAACAACCCCCGUCGCACUGGGCAUCGCAUUGUGGCUCCCCCUGGUGGCCGCUCCAAUAUUACCAGUCUUGGGUGAGCUUCGGUGGAAAAGCCAGAAGGAAGGCGGGUGGAAAUAAUCCGAUUUCCGUUCUAUGUCCUUGUUGUUGAACCCACAGUUUUAUUCGGUACUAAUGAAGAAAAAGAAAAGAGAAUUGUCUUUUCCCCCCUU